Temnothorax curvispinosus is the source of this 2201-nucleotide messenger RNA. RefSeq lists its product as uncharacterized. The coding region runs from base 445 to 1005 and encodes 186 amino acids. The record is from RefSeq and is a predicted model, not a curated record. The transcript is spliced from 6 exons. Lineage: Eukaryota; Metazoa; Arthropoda; Insecta; Hymenoptera; Formicidae.
GAUUAUGUAACCACUAGCGAGCACAUGCUGCGUAAUACUUUAUCGUCGUUCCUAUUUUCGUCCAGUCGCGAAAGAAAAUAAUUAUAUGCGUUGUAUUCGCGCAAGAACACACGCGCGCUAAAUCGCGAGUGCUGGGUAUUUGUGACGUUUGUUGUAAGUAAAGUACAGCUUGGAGUCCUCAAGCAAGCAGCAUCGACUGGUCCAAUGACUGCAGCCAUCUGUUCGCCAGCACGAAAGCCUCGCGCACGCGUGAAAGAACACUCCUAGAAGCGUCGCGUCGCCGCGCUUUUCAACUACAUGUCCUUAGGCUGACGUGAGUACUUCUGAUGUGAUUUUUAAUUGUUGUCACAGUCCUCGUAUGUCAAUGUUUUUGGCGAAAAUAUAUUACCGAAUUUUUCCCUACGACAUCAAUUAUUUUCAAAAGAAGGGAGGGUAUUACAUGUGAUGACCAAACGUCUUAUACCAAGUCCCCUCAACGGAAAUCGCGCAGAUGUGAUCACGGAAUUGAUCAGUGAAAUGCAAUCACGGAUCAUCGUCAACCUGCGCAUCGAACGGAGGAAACCGUUCACCACGAGAUGUGCUUAUCUCUGGACGAAGAUAUUCCAGCAGAAGAAGAAGCCAUCGGCAUCGGAGGUCCUAACGAGCUACCUAUUGCAAACCGGCGAGCCCCCCUGGACCUCGUACUUCGUCCGAUAUGCCGACGUGGUGAACGAUCAGCGGGGAAUGUCACACUUCAAUUGGCCGGCAGGCAACAGCAAUUACCACGUACUUAGGACCGGCUGCUUCCCGUACAUCAAGUAUCACUGCAGCAAACGGCCGGCGCAGGAUCUCAGCGGCGAGGACAGAUUCUUCAAGGCGAUCAAGAUAUUGAACCUUGGUAUCCCCACCCUGAUGUACGGACUGGCCGCGACGCAGCUUAUCCGACACCGCGAGAUCGUGAAGACGCCUCAGGGUGACGUAACAAUCUACUUCUUGCUACCGGAGGACAAAGGCUCGCCACACUGAGGCCUGCACCCUACAACGCUAAUCUGUGUCGAGUCUCGCGUCUGACCUUCCUCGGAGAUGACGUUAACGGCAACGAAAUACAGAACCAUACCGGAUAAUCGUUGUUCUUUUUCUCAACGCCCCCCUCCUCGUUACUCGUUAUUCCAGCAAGUUCUCAAGUGCAAAGCUAAAAGGGAAACGAGCGGCGCAAGAAUCUCCGCAGCUGUGAACAUUCUGUUUAUGCACGACAGAUCCGCGACCAUUAAUUUUGUUAAUUGAGAAAAUGAAGAAAUUGGAAAUGGCGAUUCGGAAUAGUAUCGCCUUUCCGUGCGAAAGGAUAUAGCAGAGAUUUAUCUAAUAGUCCAAUACGACACAAAAAGUUAGGGAGUAAGAUGUUAAUUACUAAACCUUGAAACAGCUAAACCUUGACAUUUCCUUCUCUUUGCUUUCAUGGCAGUCGCUUUAUGGACAACGGAAUGUGGAAGAUUUUAAAACGCUAUAUCGCGAACCUCGGCUAAAUGCAAUCUUAAUUAGAAGUUUAGUUAUCUUCGACUCUAUAGAUAUUGCAUGCUAGUCCUCAGUCCAUCAGUCAAUUAAAAAAAAAAAUCGCGAAGGCUUUCAUCAGUGAUGAUCACGCGUAUACGUCGUAUAUAUGAAUCCGCAGGCAAUCGCGAUAGUCUCGUGUCAGGCUUUGGGGGAUCUAAACGCAAGAAGCUCUUUAAGAAAGUUCGACGACGCGCCGAUAACGCGAGGCCUCGUUAAUGAGGACGGCCGCCGGCGAUCCGCGCGCGCGGAACAAGGUGCGAACACGCAUAAUUAAAGCGGUUUUCUAAUCAACUACUACCCGUGUUUCCUCCGCGGUCCGAUGAUGCAUUAACGUCGACUCGGCCAAGCAGUUCUCCGCCCUGAACUGCUACCGCGGAAAACGCGUACGUAACGUCGCCGACGAUAGCUCUCUCUCGUUGCCGACCAUUGGCGUUUAAACUCAGGGUUUACGAGCGCACGUGCCUAACGCGCAUACAUGAUAAUUCGUAUUUGUUACGAUCGAUGCGAUGCAUUACGAUGCGCAGGUACGAAUCCUAACUCGAAUUGAUAGAUACCAAAGAGCACAUCGCUUUAACAUAGAUCACUUCCGAUGAUGCACUCUGACAUACAGAUGCGAUAAGUCGCAGACUGUCCACAAGCUUUGGCAACGUGCGACAAUGUUCAAAAUUGGU